This is a messenger RNA of Diachasmimorpha longicaudata, 3583 nucleotides long. RefSeq names its product neprilysin-4-like. The transcript is spliced from 16 exons. Gene Ontology annotation, molecular function: metalloendopeptidase activity. The coding region runs from base 110 to 2485 and encodes 791 amino acids. NCBI's taxonomy places the organism in Eukaryota, Metazoa, Arthropoda, Insecta, Hymenoptera, Braconidae. The record is from RefSeq and is a predicted model, not a curated record. Gene Ontology annotation, biological process: protein processing. Gene Ontology annotation, cellular component: plasma membrane.
UCAAGGACUUUCCGGUCUGUCUGAGGGUUUAAAUAGUAAUUUUCUGAUCAUAAUAAGUUGGCAGUGAGAGUCGUUUAGUUGGGUCUUUCACCGUAGAAAAAUUCCCACAAUGAAUAAAUUGCUAAUACUUUUGGCGAUAUUAUCAUUAUCCUCAGCAUCGCAUUUGCAUGCUAAGCGGCGGAAUAUUCCGAACGAUUUGUCGUGGCUUUUUUCGCUAGAAGAAUCUGAUCAAUCCAAUGAUGAAAAUGACGAUGAUGAUAAUGAAGUUGUACAACAUAAGAAAGUAAAGGUCUGUGAAACGGAGGAGUGUCGUAUAAUAGCUGAGGCAUUCCAUGAGACUAUGGAUAAAUCCGUUGAUCCAUGUGACGACUUUUACCAAUUCGCUUGCGGUGGUUGGGAGGAAAAGCAGCCUAUUCCGAAAUAUGAAGCCUCAUGGAGCAGAUUUCUGCAAUUCCAAUCGACAGUUGAGAGCCGCAUUCGAGACCUAUUGGAGGAGAAGUCAAGCGAUGAAGAGAUUCUUCCCGUCCGGCAAGCAAAGAAGUGGUACCGUUCCUGUAUGAAUACGGAGGCUCGUAAAGCCCGGAGUCUCAAGCCUCUCGAGUCAUAUAUUAUGCAGAAUGGUGGAUGGCCAAUGAUUAUGGACGCCGAAGAGUGGCAUGACGAGGACCUGUCGUGGCAAGAAGUAGACGCUUUUUAUACACAUUUGACAGGAGAAUCGACAUUUUGGAAAAUAGAACCACUAUCCAUGCCCGAUGAGGAACCCGACAAAGGAAUAAUAUUCUUUCCGGCAUCAUUGCCAUUCACGGGUCAAAUCCCAACAAAAUACAGAAACUACACAGGUGAAGACUAUGAAAUUUAUCGAAUGGUCAUCCAAGGUGUUGCCGCAUUAUUUAUUGAUCACACCCGUGCUAAUGUUUCUGAAGAACAGUUGGAGAAGGAUAUCGAUGGAGUGAUCGAACUGGAAAAAAUGAUUUACAUGGCUACUGAUGGAGAAACCGCUAUGGACAUACUGGAGGAAAUGGAAGAUGAUCUGGAUGAGACGGACCUUGAUACAUUCUUCGAGUGGUGGGGUAAUCAGACAAAAUCGAUUAAAGAUCCUCAGGCAAUUAUUGAUUGGAGAAAAGUCCUUCAACAUCUAUUCGAUAUUGCUAAUGUGGAAGUUGAGGGCAGUUUUCCUAUGGCUCUGGCAUCCCUGCGAUAUUAUCGUUUGCUGCCCAAAAUAUUGCGAUCGACGGAUAAACGAACAAUUGUGAAUUACAUUCACUGGAAUUUUGUGAGCCAAACUCUGAAGUACACGGUUGACGAAGUAAAUGAGGUGCUGUUCGCACUCAUGAAGGAAGAAUAUGGUGUGGAAGAACGAAAGCCCCUUUGGAGGGAAUGCGUGAAGGAAGUCAAGAUGACCGAUGCAACCGCAUUAUUAUUCAUCGCCACACACAUCAAAGAGAAGUCCUACAACUCUGUCGUCCGGAUGAUGGAACAUAUUCAGCAAGAAUUGAAGUGCCAAAUCGGGCACUCAAAUUGGCUAUCUGGGGAGGAGAAAAAGGAGGCGAAGACAAAGGUCGACGAAAUGCAAACCUUUAUUGGAUUCCCAGAGUGGUACAAAAAUAAAACCGCUGUUAUCAAUCACUACAAAGGGCUAACCAUUGGCAAUGACUACCUGGACAAUGUCUUGAGCUACAAGAGGUACGAGAAGAAAUUGGCCAUCCGCUCUUUCGGUGGAUACAAAGGCAAUGAGGCAUGGAUGAUGGACCCUCUAACAGUAAACGCAGCGUACGCGAUGGGUAUUAACAUAAUGGUUGUUCCAGCAGUUGACUUCCAACCUCCUCUUUUCGGGGACAAGGUACCAAACUAUGUUAAUUACGGCACUGCAGGAGUAGUAAUCGGACACGAGAUGGGCCAUGGUUUGGAUUAUGCUGGGCUCGUAACAAAUGCCUCCAUCCAGGAGAAAAUGGCCAAAUUUUAUUACCAACAAGCUAAAUGCUUCAUCGAUCAAUUCGAUGAAUAUUAUGGAGGACAAACUGUGAAACCUUCCCCAUUUAGUGACGACAGUUCAGAGACGAAAGGACAAAGGACCGUUCAGGAAAAUGUGGCUGAUACCACCGGUCUUGAAGCCGUGUUGCGUGCCUACAAGCGCAUGCAGAAGCAUAAGAGACCGCAUGAGGAAUUGAAACUUCCAGGAUUCGAGGAGUACACCGACGAGCAAAUGUUCUUCAUAUCUUUCGCUGGGCUAUGGUGUGAAGUAACUACUCCGCAGUAUCAUAAAAGAAAUAGCGUAAUGAACGACGUUCACAGCCCAGGGAAAUACCGAGUGUUGGGCUCAAUUUCUAAUACUGAGGAGUUUGAAAAAAUUUUCAACUGUCCGAAAGGGAGUCCCAUGAACCCGGAGGACAAGUGUAGUGUUUGGAUGAAACCGGACGCCGCGUCCAAGCGCAGACAGCCGAAACAUUCAAAACGACAUCAUUGGUCUCAGCACAAAAACUGGUGAACGACAUGACCCUUUUCAUCGCUAGGAUGGGAUUUGGCUAUUUCAAUGACUGCACAUGAGAAUUUAUGAGCUACGAGCUAAAAGUACAAAAAUCUAACUGAAACGACGUUUGGAUAAGUGUAAAUAACUUAUGGCGUCAACUUCAUAUUCAGUAGUUUUUUCGGUAAACGCUUAGUACUUCCCCCUUCCUCGGAAAUACCCCCUGAUUUUUACAUGAACCGAUGCUUUUUAACCCUCUGAUUACGUAUUCGUAAACCGAUUUUUGAGGAAACAAUUAGUUUCCUCUGUACGUUUUUAUUGAUAUACCGGUCUUUGCAUUACCCAGGGGCAUAACAGGUAUCGCCCCAACGACAACACAUGUUGGUACAUUUAAUUGGACAGAUUGGUCUUUGCCCAAUCCUUCAUAUAAACAUGGGGAUCAGUACCAUAUCUGUAUUAUAAUUUCUGAGAGGAAGGGGGGGAGCUACUCUACACAUUUACCGUUUUUUUGUUAUGGAAAUAAGAAUUCAUACGUUAAAAAGGUGUAUUCUGUUAUCAACAUAGUGUUGCAUAUUUAUAUUUGAACAUGAGAAAAUCCCUCAAGAAGGCCAACGUACACUCCCCAAUUGUCUCCUUCGUACUUCUAUUCUUGUAAACAUUUUUCCAAAUAUUUAUCAGUUCUCCUAUGUGCAAUCGUGAAAAUCCAGUCAAGCAUUUAUUUGACUUUUUAGUGCCACUAUCAUCUGCCCAACCCAAUUGCCUCCCUGGUAUCGUUCCUGGGAACAUCAGGCCCAAUCCGGGUUUUCCGCGAUCCCGUCUAGCUCAAUUAACACUUCUACUUUCUCACCCCCUCUUUCAAGAACCAUCCCUGUCUCCGGACGGACCAAUUACACCCCUACUAACUAUCCUCAUAAGACUCUUCCUUCAAAACCCCGCACUUUUACUAGACACAACUAAUCAAACCCUAAAAAGCGUAUCAAUCAAUCGGGAAAAUAUGUAAGGUAUUAAAUAUUAUACAUACUAUAAGUCUCGAAAAAUAAAGAUUUCGUGUUAAGCAGGGCUUAUUAAUUUUGAAUGCUGAAACCAAAAAUAAAAAACAUGAAUUAAAUACAAAGAAAA